Messenger RNA from Staurois parvus, 390 nucleotides. Lineage: Eukaryota; Metazoa; Chordata; Amphibia; Anura; Ranidae. The record is from the annotation of a GenBank genome assembly.
AUACUAGAACACAGUAUAGGAAACCCAUGUUCCGCGUUCUUUCCCGCACCACAUCCAAAUCGCACUGCCCCUGCAAUCUGCAGCUGAUGUCACUGCAAAGUUACCGACACGCAAACACAAGUGGCAAAUGCAGUGUGUUUGCCAACAUCAGAUUGCAUAGUAUAAAAGUGCCAUGCAAUCUGACUGCAGUGCGUUUCCAAAACUAGUGCAUGCAUUAGUUUUGGUGCAGAACCAGGGGAGGACUGACCAUUUGGAAACUCGGGCACUGCCCGAGGGCCUGGGGUCAGUAGGGGGCCCCAUGAGAUGCCCCUGGUACCUUUUUCAUAGACUUUUUUGAGUUUGGGCAAGGACACAGGGGCCCCAUGAUCCCCUAUUGCCCAGGGGCCCCAU